AUGCCAGGAGCAAUAAGUAAUUCUGAGUCAAGUACAGAUAAUUUACUUUCCAAUUCAUCGACCUCCACUGAUUUUGAUUAUGAUGAUACAGACUCAGAAGAGAGGGAGCUACAAAGACUUAGGGAAGAGGCUAGAUCACAACACAGGCACUUGAGCCUUUUACUUAGACCAAGUCUUUCAGUUGUAAGCAUUCUCGUCAUAUUAUUUUGUUUAUCAGAAAUGCUAUUCGUCACGCCUCUAAUCAGCCUUUCGAUGAGCAAAGUGUGUCAGCACUUGACUACAGAUGAAGGUAAUACCUGCAAUCCCCAGGAGGUCCAGGAACUACUUUCUGAUAUAUCUUCUAAGAAUAUGAUUAUUUCAGGUAUAGUGAGUACCUUUAUGGCCGGGAAAUGGGGCCAAAUAUCUGACCGUUAUGGCAGAAUCCAUGUUUUCUCGUGGAUAACACUGAUUAGAAUACUAGGCAACCUGCUUCAUGUAUUUAGUGUUUCCUCAUACGUCCAUUUCCACAUCUGGUUUAUAAUAGCCACGACAGCAAUCGCUGCAUUCAGUGGAGGGAUGUUUGCUAUGUCAGGUAAUGUAAGUAGCUAUAUCACUGAUAUCAUUGACUCUGGAAAUCGAGCUACAAGUAUGAGUAUUGUUUCUAGUACCAUGCAUGCUACAGUUGGCCUGGCUCCCUUUAUCGGCUCUAUGCUCAUCAAAGCCAAUAACGGUAACGAAGUAACUGCAAUUUAUGCUGCCACUAUCAGUAGUGCUAUUCUCAUUCUUCUGUGCAACUUUGCAGUCACUGAGCCGAGACAUAAGGAAGCAUUAGAAAUAUCACAAAUGUCAUUUAAAAAGAGACAAGAUAAAAUAAAGAAUAAACAUAUUGAAAACUUAUCAGAUUCAUUUGAUCUUUUUACAAGGUUCAAACAUUAUGUCAAUUACUACACAAGACAGCUAUUGGACCUUUUAGCCCCAUUGAAGAAACUAUGGCUUAAGAAAAGUAAGAGUGGUUCACUAAUACCUCGUUAUAAUGUACUCUUAAUGCUCGUAAUUGAUACUUCACUUUUAUGCGCCAUGGCAGGAAUGAUGCCCAGCUUGGUGCUCUUUACCACUUACAAAUACGAAUGGAAAGCGGUGGAACUGGGGUAUCUCAUAUCAUUUGGCGGGUUGUGUAAUGCUAUUGUCUUAUCAUUAGUAUCUCCAUAUUUUUUUAAAUAUUUGAAAAAGACUUUACCAACCUUGUCACAUUCAGUUGACAAAGUCGACAUUAUAGCUAUGAGAUUGUCACUUUGCUUCGUGCUUUUAAGUCUGAUAAUACUAAUAAAGUUUAACGAUCAACCAUAUGCAAUAUUUAUUUUCCUAAUUAUCAGAUCACUGGGCUCAAUAGGUACUCCGACGGCUCAGGCGUCAAUAAUCAAGUACUACAUCGAGAAUACAGGCCAAAUAUUCGGUGCAAUUGCUCUUUUACAUUCGCUUUGCACAUUAAUAACUCCACCUUUAAUGUUGAAGAUCUACGGUGACACAGUAUCAUUCAAACCGGAGUAUUUUAUAUACGUUCCAACCAUAGCAAUUUUGGGCUCAUUGGGUCUCACAUUUCUACUGAGAAUAGUGGACGACGAAUCUCAAACCGACCAAAAUAUGCCUUGA
Messenger RNA from Kazachstania africana CBS 2517, 1629 nucleotides. RefSeq lists its product as uncharacterized. Gene Ontology annotation, molecular function: transmembrane transporter activity. Gene Ontology annotation, cellular component: membrane. Lineage: Eukaryota; Fungi; Ascomycota; Saccharomycetes; Saccharomycetales; Saccharomycetaceae. The transcript has a single exon. The record is from RefSeq and is a predicted model, not a curated record. Bases 1 to 1629 code for a protein of 542 amino acids. Gene Ontology annotation, biological process: transmembrane transport.